AUGUCUUCACCACAACAGCGUCUGAGCUCUGUCGCAAACCAGCUGGCUGCUCCUGGUUCUGCCCGCCAGAAGCUCCUGGCCAAGAACCCCGAUGAUAUUGUCAUCACCUACCUCGCCCGUACACCUCUCACCAAGGCCCGCAAGGGUGGAUUGAAAGAUACCACCGUGGAUGACCUCCUAGUCUCCCUCCUCACGAGCGUCCGCGAAAACUCCAAGCUGGACCCCAGUCUCGUGGAAGAUGUCUGUGUUGGCAACGUCCUCUGCCCAGGCUCAGCCUACGUCGCCCGAUCAGCAGUCCUAGCAGCCGGCUUCCCGGUAACAGCAGCGGCCUCAAUCGCCAACCGAUUCUGCUCAUCCGGCCUGUUGGCCAUCCAAAACAUCGCGAACCAAAUUACCGCAGGAUCAAUCGACGUUGGCGUAGCCGUCGGCGCCGAAAGCAUGAGCAAGAACCAAGACGGCGGCGCACCAGAGAUGUCCGCCCGUAUCACGGCGCACCCAAUUGCCAGUCAGAACUCCCAGCCCAUGGGUCAAACAUCCGAGAACGUAGCAUCUCAAUUCAACAUCAGCCGCGCGCAGCACGACGCCUUCGCCGCGAAGAGUUUCCAGAAGGCCGAGCGGGCGCAGAAGGCCGGCUGGCUCGAUGACGAGAUCGUGCCUGUCAAGACUCAGAUUAAGGAUCCUAAGACUGGCGAGGUUAAGGAUAUUGUUGUUGAUCGUGAUGAUGGCAUUCGUUAUGGUACCACUCCUGAGUCGCUGGGUAAGGUUCGCGCUGCGUUCCCGCAGUGGACGCCUAGUGCUACUACUGGUGGUAAUGCUAGUCAGAUUACUGACGGUGCUGCUGCGUUGGUGCUUAUGAAGCGGUCGCGUGCCCUGGAGCUUGGACAGCCUAUUGUUGCUAAGUUCUGUGGUGCGACUGUUUCUGGUCUUGAGCCGCGGAUCAUGGGUAUUGGGCCUUCGCUUGCUAUUCCUAAGAUUUUGGGCAAGUUCAACUUGGGCAAGGAUGAUGUUGAUAUCUUUGAGAUUAACGAGGCUUUUGCUUCCAUGGGUGUCUACUGUGUCAGCAAGCUCGGCUUGGAUGAGUCCAAGGUUAACCCCCGUGGUGGUGCCAUUGCCUUCGGCCACCCCCUCGGUGCUACCGGUGCCCGCCAGGUCGUUACUGCUCUCUCUGAGCUGCGCCGCCAGGACAAGCGCGUCGCCGUGACCUCCAUGUGUGUUGGAACUGGAAUGGGUAUGGCCGGUAUCUUCGUUUCCGAGCACUAA
Penicillium canescens is the source of this 1260-nucleotide messenger RNA. RefSeq names its product putative peroxisomal 3-ketoacyl-coA thiolase (Kat1). Lineage: Eukaryota; Fungi; Ascomycota; Eurotiomycetes; Eurotiales; Aspergillaceae. Gene Ontology annotation, cellular component: peroxisome. The transcript is spliced from 5 exons. The coding region runs from base 1 to 1260 and encodes 419 amino acids. Gene Ontology annotation, biological process: fatty acid beta-oxidation; phenylacetate catabolic process. The record is from RefSeq and is a predicted model, not a curated record. Gene Ontology annotation, molecular function: acetyl-CoA C-acyltransferase activity.